Messenger RNA from Symbiodinium necroappetens, 161 nucleotides. NCBI's taxonomy places the organism in Eukaryota, Dinophyceae, Suessiales, Symbiodiniaceae. The record is from the annotation of a GenBank genome assembly.
GAGUGAAGGGCUCGGAGAGCUUUUAUGCAUUGUUUCGCAGAUGGUCGAGCAAGGUUUCGCACUACACCUAUGGUGGCUAUGCGAUCGUGAUGCUACUGCUGGGAGUCUCCAUGAACCUCUUCGUCGUCGCGGCCACCUAUGCAAUCCGUGGCACAAAAUGA